Sinocyclocheilus rhinocerous is the source of this 1394-nucleotide messenger RNA. RefSeq names its product glycosyltransferase 8 domain-containing protein 2. Gene Ontology annotation, cellular component: Golgi apparatus. Gene Ontology annotation, molecular function: glycosyltransferase activity. The transcript has 10 exons. NCBI's taxonomy places the organism in Eukaryota, Metazoa, Chordata, Actinopteri, Cypriniformes, Cyprinidae. Bases 238 to 1305 code for a protein of 355 amino acids. The record is from RefSeq and is a predicted model, not a curated record.
ACAGUGGCGUGCGUGGAUUUCAGAGAUUUUAAGAAGACAUCUGGACAAAAAAGUGCAUAGCUGGGUCUCAUGAGGAUAAAUAAGAGAAACGUAGCACUCUGUGAGUCGGUUUCGCUGGACGGCUGUGCGUUCUCCAGCUUGGCCACGCCCACUCGACCGCGCCGUACAGAUUAAAUGAACGUUACCGCGCGAUUUACUGCUGGGAAUUAAACUGGAAACUGAUGCUGAUGGAGAAACAUGGCUUUGUUGAGGAAAAUCAACCGUGGGCUCCUCAUUCUGCUCAUCCUGGUGGCUUUUGCUCUUCUUUACAAAAAGACCAGACUACAGACACUGCCCAAGUAUUCAGUACUCGAGAAAGAUGGGGCAAAAACAGGUGUGGAGGACGAGAAAGCGACAGACACUGACAUCCCUGUGGUCAUCUGUGCUUCAGAGGAGCGUAUUGGUGCUGCCAUCGCAACCAUCAACAGCGUCUACAGCAACAGCCGUGCGAGCAUUUUCUUCUACAUAGUUACACUGCGAGAUGCCAUCAAGAAGAUAAGGGAAUACAUAGAGAAGACCAAGCUGAGAAAAAUCAAAUACAAGAUCCUGGAGUUUAAUCCGAUGGUAUUGAAGGGGAAAGUCAAUCCGGAUUCAUCCAGACCAGAGCUGCUGCACCCUCUUAACUUUGUGAGGUUCUACUUGCCACUUCUUGGCAUUGAAAAUCACGAGCGGAUCGUUUACCUGGAUGAUGAUGUCAUAGUGCAAGGAGAUAUACAGGAACUGUAUAACAUAAAGCUGAAAGCGGGACACGCUGCUGCGUUCGCUUCAGACUGUGAUCUGCCCCCCACACAUGAGAUGGUGCGCAGUGUGGGAAUGCAGACAACUUAUAUGGGCUUUCUGGACUACCGCAAAGAGGAAGUCAGAGAGCUGGGCAUCAACCCAAGCGACUGCUCCUUUAAUCCAGGUGUUUUUGUAGCAGACAUUGGUGAAUGGAAAAGGCAAAAAAUAACUAAACAGCUGGAGAAAUGGAUGGCUAAGAAUGUCAGGGAGAAUCUGUACAGCAGUGCCAUGGCAGGCGGUGUGGCCACCCCCCCAAUGCUGAUCGUUUUUCAUGAUAAAUACACAACCAUUGAUCCAAUGUGGCACGUCAGACACCUGGGCUGGAGUCCUGAUAGCCAUUAUCCCAGAUCCUUUCUCAAAGAUGCACGCUUACUGCACUGGAACGGCCAUUUCAAGCCCUGGAACUACCCCUGCGUCCAUCUGGACAUCUGGGAGAAAUGGUUUAUCCCAGACCCCACAGGAAAAUUCACCCUGGUACGACCAUGAACAAUAUUCAAAAGUGCUGAGGCUAUUAAAGCUGCAGUCCGUAACUUUUGGCGCUCUAGCGGUUAAUAAACAGAACUGCAUGCGUCUUG